Molecule: messenger RNA, 1853 nt
Organism: Aphis gossypii (cotton aphid)
Lineage: Eukaryota; Metazoa; Arthropoda; Insecta; Hemiptera; Aphididae
Product: transcription factor mef2A-like
Exons: 3
Coding region: 383-1768 (461 amino acids)
Biological process (GO): regulation of DNA-templated transcription
Molecular function (GO): DNA-binding transcription factor activity
Source: RefSeq, a predicted model, not a curated record
ACUUACAACCGAACUCGACCGAUGCGACCAAUGACCAUCAACUGCUGUUCGCCGCUGGCGACGCCACUGCCGUCCCUUCCACUCGUUACCACAUCUGCUGCUGAAAGGUCCGAUCGCCAUUAUUAUUAUUGGUAGCAUAUCGGUGGUGGUACAUGCUGCAGCAGUACUCCAGUGACGAUCGGUUCGAUCGAACAGUGCGACGAUCUUCCGGUACCUGCAACCCCCGGUCAACGGUCUGUACGGCGAAGUGAACAACAUAACUAUAUAAUAUUAUAUUAUACACAGACACCGUACACGAUUCCGUCUCUGCUCAAGCCGCAGAUCACAUAGGCGUAACGACCACUCACGUCACAUCUUAAGAAUUCGAACGACGAAAGCAAUAAUGAGCGUGCCGAUGGAAUUGGACGAUUCCGCGACGGAGGCGGUCCCGCUGGACUUGACCGUGAAGAAAGAGAACGGAUGCGCUGCUUCGGCAACGGUGGCGGAACGCGACGGAUCAACGGAACUGACGGAAGACGUGCCGACCUCACCGCAGCCGCCGUCGGACGCCCAGAACGGCGGGGGAAAAUCGACGCCGCUGGACCUGAGCGCCGGAAAAGCGCUGUUGUCCCAACCACCGCCGUCCACGAACGUCGCCCCCCAACGCGCCACCGUUGUGGUGCUGUCGCCGAAAGCGGUAGCACCGCCACCGCCGCCGCAGUCUCCGCCGCCGAAGCCGCAAUGCAAAGGCUACUGGACACCGGACUCGUCGGUGCCCGAACACUUGGCACCGCUGCACGGGAUAUACGCCGACGCCGCCGCUUAUCGGCACAUGAUCUCGUCCGCGGCCGUCCCCGAGUACAACCCGUUCCUGCCCGUGCUCCCGCCGUCCGCCGCCGCUCAGUUCCACCAUCACAAUCACUUCCAACACCAGCAGCAUCUCCACAUCCAGCAACAGCAACAGCUGCACCUCCAACAGCAGCUCCAACUGCAGCUGCAGAUGCAGCAACAGCAGCAACACCACCAGGAACAGCAGCUCCAGAAGCAAAAACUUCAGCUGCAUGCCGCGUACGGCGGUCUGCCCAUAGACCCGGCGUUGUUGUUGUCCGGCAGCCCAGUGUAUGCGGCCACCUCGUCACCAUCCUCGUCCGAGUCCAACCACUUCCCGUUCGGCGGAUUUGACUGCGGUUUUUCCAAGCCGCCCUACGGCUUUGGAUACCCUUACUACGAAAGGAUGCUCGACGGAAGAGUGAUCGGCGGAGGCAUGGACAUCAGCGCCAACCGGUCCGAUUGUCCGUCGCCCGAAUCGACGACGACUUGCACGACGACUACUGACGACCAUCACCACUUCAACAACCUUCACCAUCAACAAAAACAGCAGCAGCAGCAGCGAGAUCUGGACCGAGAUCAUCGCCACCGCAUCAAAGCGUGCGACAUGGACGACCUGGACGUCGUGGACCCUGAGGAGGUGGCAGCCAUAUAUAGACAGUCGGACUUCCUGUCGUUCCGGCACCGGUAUAUGGAGAGCUUGGGGCCGCCGAGGAACUUUGAAAAAAUGAGGCGGUCUAAUAACAAUAAUAACAACAACGACGAUCACCGGUUGUCGUCCGGGCAGCAGCAGUAUGACCAGUCGUACGUCAUGAAACGGCAGAAGAACAACGAGGCGGCCAAGCGAUCGCGGGACGCCAAGCGGCAAAAGUACAUCGAGAACCAGAUCAGCGUCAUGUACCUUACCAAGAAGGUGAGUGAGAUGAAGGACAUUAAGAGACGGUUGCUCAAGUCUAUGUGAUGCUCGCCGAGUAGGUAUAUAUACUACUAUUGAUGUGUAUACUUAUAAUAUUAUUAUAAGUAUAAGUUAGUGUACCAUAAUAAUA